UUUUUUUUAUAACACCGACUGUUUGUUAAGUAUCAAAUCAUUUUACGGCGACCAUCGCUAUUGGCAAGACACAAAGAUGACAAAAGGAGAGCUAUCAAUGGCACCGAGGGAGUCAGGUGGUACUAACAUUGAUCAAGAAUUGUCUGGACGUAUGGUUCCAGAUGCAUUAAAUAAUUAUCUGCCUUCAAAUGAAUAUAUGAUCCAGGGUGAUAAGGAAAUUCUUUACUCUGGAUACGAGAUCCAAAAAGACAGUGGCAAACAUUCGUUUCCUUACUCAGACGAAACUAAUAAUAACAAUAUCGGAGAUUGUCAAAUUAACAUUGCCGAAUAUGUUCAGAAUCUGCCAGAUGGUAGAGUUCGAAGAAAACUAGCUAAAGCUCUCAGCACGGAUGAGCCAGAUGAAAACUUGGACAUUGAGAAUAUGGAUCAUUAUCUCCUUGUUGCUAAACGAUCAAAUUUACACAACACACUGAAAUGUUGUGAAAAUAAGUUAAUAUCCAAUUUAAACGCAGUUAACUGUGAUGCAUAUUAUAAGCUUGCUGAAGAGUAUGCGUUAAGAAAUUUACAAUCGGAGGCACUCUCAAUUAUUAAAAAAACAGAGAAACUCGACGAAUGCAGCAACUUCACAAAUCAGAACAAUAACUUUUCCAUUGAGGGAGGCGAAGUUUGCAACAAUCAAUGUUGCAAUUCAACUCGAGGGUCUGUGGGCAGUUCGAGAACUAAAAACUAUAAAAACUACUAUUCUCUUUUUACAUGUGGUAGUUGUGGGUCAAAACGGACUAUAACAACCAUUGUUUUUGACUCAAACAUGAGAAAAAGAUGCUAUAGAGACAUUAAAAAGGGAAAUAAUAUCAGCAAACCGUUUCAAUGCUGCUGUAUUCAAGGUGAUGAAAACAAUCCACCCAUAGUUUAUUGGUCCUUUGGAAGUUCAGUGUAUCAGUACGAUCCCCUUCUAAACAAAUGCAAGAAAAGAGCAUCUCUUUACUGCAAACGAGCAAAGUUCAACAUGAUAUCUCAUGGAAAUCAUUGUUAUGUGGUAGGGGGUGUAUACAUGAGUCGUAAAGUCUUGGAAAUCGAAGAAUACAACACGAAAAAAGAUUCAUGGAAAAAAGUGGCAUACCUCCCUGGAGAUUCUCUUCCGUUAAAUCCAUCAUGUGUUGUUUUUGAUGGCUUGAUUUACAUCUUUUCUGACAUUCUGGACAUACAAGGAAAUCGCAAAACAAGUGCAACCGCUGUCUAUGUCUUUCAUCCUAGUACAAAAACAGUUAAGCAGGUGGCGGAGAUUCCCUAUUCGUUCAAACAGAUGAAAACAUGUGUUGUUGACUCUUUCAUUUACAUUGCUUCUGACAGGAAACAUUUCAUUAGAUUCUGCCCAAGUGAUGGGUCGCACUUAUCAUUACCGGACCAGACUCAGGAAUGUAAAGACUUCGGCAUGUUUACAAUAGAGAAAUCAAUUAUUCUGGCAGGAGGAGAUUGUAGGGGAACAGAGUACAAAGACAUUCACGUAUUUUGUACUGUUUCUGGACAUUGGGAAACAUUGUCAGAAAAAUUACCAGACGAUAUGGCUAUUUAUGGUGCUUGUGAACUGAAAAUCCCCAAUAGUGCAGGAACAAUUGUACCGUUUUACGAAACAAAUCUUUUCGAAAAGAGGUGACUAGGCUAUAUUUUGUUAUUAUUAUUUGAUAGAAUAAAAUGCUUUAAAAUCAAA
Mytilus californianus (California mussel) is the source of this 1708-nucleotide messenger RNA. RefSeq lists its product as uncharacterized. Gene Ontology annotation, molecular function: protein binding. The coding region runs from base 77 to 1654 and encodes 525 amino acids. The transcript is spliced from 2 exons. The record is from RefSeq and is a predicted model, not a curated record. NCBI's taxonomy places the organism in Eukaryota, Metazoa, Mollusca, Bivalvia, Mytilida, Mytilidae.